CGCAAACAUGGGUGACGCAGUGGUGGGCUUGAUCGGUAUGGGCGACAUGGGCAAGAUGUACGCUCGCCGGCUCAGCGAAGCCGGAUGGAGAGUGCACGCCUGUGAUCUUCCCGACAAGUAUGACUCGUUAGUUGAAGAAUUUAAGGAUAGUGAAAACGUAACGGUUUUCAAGAACGGCCACCAUGUCUCGCGUAGCAGUGACUACAUCAUCUACUCCGUUGAAGCAAAGAAUAUCGACGCUGUCGUCGCUGCCUAUGGUCCAUCAACCAAGAUGGGUGCCAUCGUUGGCGGCCAGACCUCCUGCAAAGCCCCCGAAAUGGCAGCAUUCGAAAAGCACCUCCCCACCGACGUCGAGAUCGUCUCCUGCCACUCCCUCCACGGCCCCGGUGUAAACCCCAAAGGCCAACCUCUAGUCCUGAUCCAACACCGCGCCUCCGACGCCAGCUACAACCUCGUCUCCAAGAUUCUGUCCUGCUUUGAAAGCAAGCACGUCAAACUCACAGCCGAAGCCCAUGAUCGCAUUACCGCAGACACGCAAGCAGUCACUCAUGCAGCAUUUCUAUCCAUGGGCACCGCAUGGGCGGCCAAUAACCAGUUUCCUUGGGAAAUGCCUAGAUAUGUGGGUGGUAUUGAGAACGUUAAGAUCAACAUUACUCUACGCAUCUACGCCAACAAAUGGCACGUUUACGCUGGCCUUGCCAUCUUGAACCCAGCUGCCAAACGCCAGAUCAAGCAGUACGCUGAGUCAGUUACUGAGCUCUUCAAAUUGAUGUUGGGAGGACACAAGGAAGAGUUGAGAGAACGUAUUGAAUCUGCGCGCAAAGCAGUCUUUGGCAACAUGGAUGGAAACAGCAAUAACGGACAUGAACUGUUGCUUCAAGAUGAUCUGCUCGAUCAAUUUAGUUUGGGCGAGAAACCUGCUGCAAGCGAGAGAGUCAAGAAUAAUCAUCUUAGUCUGUUGGCUAUGGUUGAUUGUUGGUGGAAGUUGGGUAUCGUGCCCUAUGACCAUAUGAUUUGCUCUACACCACUCUUCCGUCUCUGGCUCGGAAUCACAGAAUAUCUCUUCCGCAACCCGGAACUACUGGAAGAAGUAAUCGACACUGCAAUCAACGACAAUACCUUCCGCCGUGACGACCUCGAGUUCACCUUUGCCGCCAGAGACUGGUCCGAACGUGUCUCGUUCGGCAACAUGGAAGGCUACCGCUCAAAGUUCGAGAAAAUACAAGCAUACUUUGCACCUCGCUUCCCCGAAGCCACUCGUGUGGGUAACGAGAUGAUCAAGACGAUUGAAGAAAGUCUUAGACAGAGAAAGGGCGAUGCUGGAAACUAGAACUCGUCGUAAAGAAGAGAGAACUUGUAUAGCAAAAGAAUGAGAUUAUGAAC
This is a messenger RNA of Aureobasidium subglaciale EXF-2481, 1383 nucleotides long. RefSeq lists its product as uncharacterized. The coding region runs from base 8 to 1330 and encodes 440 amino acids. The record is from RefSeq and is a predicted model, not a curated record. Gene Ontology annotation, biological process: L-tyrosine biosynthetic process. Gene Ontology annotation, molecular function: NADP binding; NAD+ binding; prephenate dehydrogenase (NADP+) activity. Lineage: Eukaryota; Fungi; Ascomycota; Dothideomycetes; Dothideales; Saccotheciaceae. The transcript is spliced from 6 exons.